Messenger RNA from Ochotona princeps (American pika), 285 nucleotides. RefSeq names its product chromosome 31 C9orf57 homolog (gene C31H9orf57). Bases 1 to 273 code for a protein of 90 amino acids. The transcript has 2 exons. NCBI's taxonomy places the organism in Eukaryota, Metazoa, Chordata, Mammalia, Lagomorpha, Ochotonidae. The record is from RefSeq and is a predicted model, not a curated record.
AUGUUUUUUGUCGCUACAACUGGAGAUGCUGGAGCCGUGAUCUGCAGGUUAUGCAACCUCUCCAUCCCCUUCCAUGGAUGUCUUUUAGACUUUGGAACCUGCAAAACCAAGCCUGGUCAGUUCUGUAUUACAGAGGUGCACAUAAAAGGUGGCAUUCAGUGGUACGCAAUUAAAGGCUGCACAGAGAACGUCUCCGAGUGCUUCCAGAGAGCUGUCACGGCUUACGAAAUGCGGACCAGUCACUGCUGCAGUCACCCUAUGUGCAACUUCUAAGUGUUCCUUGCC